CCGGGGUGCCUUGCGGCCGCCGUAGUCAAGUGGCCGGUGGAAUUGGCCCAGGAUGACAGCUGGAGAAUGGAGUCAGUUUUAUCCAAGUAUGAAAACCAGAUUACUAUUUUCGCUGACUACCUAGAAGAAUUUCCAGAUACAGAUGAGCUGGUAUGGAUCUUGGGGAAACAGCAUCUUCUUAAAACCGAAAAAUCUAAGCUGUUGUCUGAUAUAAGUGCUCGUCUAUGGUUUACAUACAGAAGGAAAUUUUCACCAAUUGGGGGAACGGGCCCUUCGUCAGACGCCGGCUGGGGAUGUAUGCUACGCUGUGGACAGAUGAUGCUGGCUCAAGCCCUUAUUUGCAGACACUUGGGCAGGGACUGGAACUGGGCGAAACAGAAAGAACAACCCAAAGAAUACCAACGAAUCCUACAGUGCUUCCUAGAUAGAAAAGACUGUUGCUACUCUAUCCAUCAAAUGGCACAGAUGGGUGUAGGAGAAGGGAAAUCAAUUGGCGAAUGGUUUGGACCAAAUACAGUUGCACAGGUGUUAAAAAAACUUGCUUUAUUUGAUGAAUGGAAUUCCUUGGCUGUUUAUGUUUCAAUGGAUAACACCGUGGUUAUUGAAGAUAUCAAAAAAAUGUGCCACACCCUCCCCUUGAGUGCCGAAACAGCUGCUGAGAGCCCCCCUGAGUCUCUGAAUGAUUCGACCCAGAGCGAUGAGCUCAUUUUCCUGGACCCCCACACAACCCAGACCUUUGUUGACACUGAGAACGGAACGGUUGACGACCAGACUUUCCAUUGUCUGCAACCUCCGCAGCGAAUGAACAUCCUGAACUUGGAUCCUUCCGUAGCAUUGGGAUUUUUCUGCAAAGAAGAAAAAGACUUUGAUAGCUGGUGUAGCCUUGUUCAGAAGGAAAUUCUAAAGGAAAAUUUAAGGAUGUUUGAAUUAGUUCAGAAACAUCCAUCACACUGGCCUCCCUUUGUUCCUCCAGCCAAGCCAGAAGUGACAACCACUGGGGCAGAAUUCAUCGACUCUACUGAACAACUAGAGGAGUUUGACCUGGAGGAAGAUUUUGAGAUUCUGAGCAUAUAGAAUAGUGGGAACUCACCUUGGAGAUCUGUCUUCCAUCUGGCACCAGAAGAACAUGAACUCAUCACACAAAACUUUUCUAGUCAGCAAGUGCCUGAUAUGCCAACAGCAUACAAACUUGAUAGCAAUCAUGACUGAGCCAAUCACCUUUUCUCAGAAAAAAACAAGUGAACAAUAUACCCCUUCCCCAGAAAGAACUAAAACAAUCAUGGAAUCUAGGAGCAGAAAGAUUAGGAGUCGUCUCUUGAACUUCCCAGCUUCUUACGUGGCCACAGCGAAUCUUCAGCUACUGAAAUGAAGAGGUGGAUGUCUGGAAGAUAGACAGCAACUCCCACCUUGCUUCCAGCACCAGCAGAUGAGAGGUGGUUACCCUGUGCUUCUUCACCCUUUCAGGUUUGACCUCUCUGGGCUAAAUACUAAGAAGCAAUCUGUUCUCUUGCUCUAAUAAUAAAGUGAUAAUCAGUGUAUCAGG
Messenger RNA from Kogia breviceps (pygmy sperm whale), 1543 nucleotides. Lineage: Eukaryota; Metazoa; Chordata; Mammalia; Artiodactyla; Physeteridae. The record is from RefSeq and is a predicted model, not a curated record.